Messenger RNA from Nezara viridula (southern green stink bug), 471 nucleotides. Lineage: Eukaryota; Metazoa; Arthropoda; Insecta; Hemiptera; Pentatomidae. The record is from the annotation of a GenBank genome assembly.
AUGUUGCAGGCGGUGGUUUACCGAGAGGGUAACCUGGUGAGCGGGCGGCUGGAGGCACUGAUCCAGCACAUGGUCCCCACCAACGACUACUACCCGGACCGGGCCUUCCUCUUCGCCUUCCUCCUCACCUCCAGGCUCUUCGUCAAGCCCCACGAUCUACUGGGGCAGAUCUGUAAUGAGUCUUCGGCCAAGGAGAAGAUGGAAGGUCCUUCCCAACCCCUGAUCCGCCUCAUCGGGGAGUGGUCGGAGACGUUCCCUUACGACUUCAGGGACGAGCGGGUCAUGUCCCACGUGAGGGAGGUGGCGGAGUCCUGCGUCGGCCUGGAGGAAGACACCAGAGGAGAGGUGUCCCUAGUCCUCCAGUCCUUGCUGGAGAAGUUGACCAGCCUGGAGCGGUACGAGGCCUACAUCCACAGCGUGCGGGCCCACGCCACCGCCAGCCUAGGCUCUCUGUCUCAGGUCAGUCUUUAG